Messenger RNA from Capsicum annuum, 2047 nucleotides. RefSeq names its product protease Do-like 1, chloroplastic. NCBI's taxonomy places the organism in Eukaryota, Viridiplantae, Streptophyta, Magnoliopsida, Solanales, Solanaceae. The transcript has 8 exons. Gene Ontology annotation, molecular function: serine-type endopeptidase activity; protein binding. The record is from RefSeq and is a predicted model, not a curated record. The coding region runs from base 570 to 1862 and encodes 430 amino acids. Gene Ontology annotation, biological process: proteolysis.
ACUUAAGUUUUCAUUGAAAAAUAUUUGACAUGUUAAUCCUACCUAGCUCCGCCUCUGAGAGGAGGCAAAGUGACUUUUACUCCAUCAAACUGUAUUUCAAUAUAUUUUAAAUAUUAAUUGCAGAGCAAAUCUAGAAUACCAAAUGUUUAUUUCUUCAUAUAUCAAGUUUGAAUUUCUUUGACUUCUUCAUAGUAUUUAUUUCUUCAUAUUCCAAAUUCUAACUUCUAUCAUUAAUAUUAUCUUUUUAACUUCGAAACGUCAAGAAGUAGAAUGUGAUCAUGCUGUCUAGAUUGUGCCGGACGGACUAGUGUAGAACGUUCCAUGGGCCUCACUUUCUUGCAAUGGAUUGAAUCCCAAUCAGGGUAAAGACCCUGAUUCGUUGAUGAAAGAGGAGGCCCAUUAAGGUGCAGUGGUACUCCUGUGGUCUAGCAUACACAUGAACAAUAACCACGUGGAGAACGUCGAUCACAUAUUACACGGACCAACCCGAACCGAAACAACCAAUCAAAUCGGAUCUUCCCUUCUUUCUGCUCUAAACAAGUCAGCUCUAACCACCUGUCUUCUUAACAAUGGCUUCUUCUUCACACUCCUUAGCUUCUUCUGCUUUCUUCUCCACUACCCCGGCGAGGAAACUCCCCGGCUCCGAUCGAUUUCCACUUACUAAAUCUCUACUCUGCCGGAAAAUACCUGGUUUUUCCAGCAGUACGGUCUCUGUUCCCGUGUGUUGCUCUAACUAUGCCUCUUCCGAUGAAAAGUUCAGUUCUGGGAAGAAGAUUGUGGAUAGUAUUUUUGUGGCGUGCACUUCAGUUGCUUUGUCGUUUUCUCUGUUUUUGGCAGACGUUGACUCUGCCUCGGCUUUUGUAGUCACUUCACCGAGGAAAUUGCAGACUGAUGAACUUGCUACUGUUCGUCUCUUCCAGGAGAAUACACCUUCUGUUGUGUAUAUUACUAAUCUUGCUUCCAGGCAGGAUAUGUUCACACUGGAUAUAUUUGAGGUGCCUCAAGGGUCUGGGUCAGGCUUUGUCUGGGAUAAGAAUGGUCAUAUUGUCACUAAUUAUCAUGUGAUUCGAGGUGCCUCUGAUCUCAGAGUGACUCUUGCUGAUCAAUCUACUUAUGAUGCAAAAGUUGUUGGAUUUGACCAAGAUAAAGAUGUCGCUGUGUUGCGUAUUGAUGCACCAAUAGACAAGUUACGACCUAUACCAAUUGGCAUAUCUGCAGACUUGCUCGUUGGUCAAAAAGUAUUUGCUAUUGGAAAUCCUUUUGGACUUGAUCAUACACUCACCACUGGUGUUAUCAGUGGCCUUAGAAGAGAAAUCAAUUCUGCAGCUACUGGCCGUCCAAUCCAAGAUGUUAUUCAGACAGACGCAGCAAUCAAUCCCGGUAACAGUGGAGGACCACUUCUAGAUAGUUCUGGAAACCUUAUUGGAAUAAAUACUGCUAUAUAUUCUCCUUCCGGUGCAUCAUCGGGUGUUGGCUUUUCAAUUCCAGUUGAUACUGUCAGUGGUAUUGUUGAUCAGUUGGUGCAGUUUGGGAAAGUCACAAGGCCAAUUUUGGGCAUAAAGUUUGCACCUGAUCAGUCUGUCGAGCAACUGGGAGUCACUGGAGUACUUGUCCUAGAUGCUCCUCCAAAUGGUCCUGCGGGCAAAGCAGGUCUUCUACCUACUAAACGUGAUUCCUAUGGAAGACUUAUUUUAGGUGAUAUAAUUACAUCUAUAAAUGGAAAGAAGGUCUCCAAUGGCACUGACUUGUACAGAAUUCUUGACCAAUGCAAAGUUGGAGAAAAGGUGAUUGUGGAAGUACUGCGUGGGGAUCAGAAAGAGAAGAUCCCUGUAGUUCUGGAACCAAAACCUGACGAAUCGUAAUGCCUCGAAUGGACAAGAGUGUAUGUUGAUAAUUGAUAUGCAUUUCCUGGCAAACUGCCCAUCUUAUUAUUGUGUAUCACUUGUUUCACAAUAUUGAAUGGUGUAUAUACAAAAACUGCACUUAAACUAGGGUGCAAGCAAUAUAAGAUGGGCUCUUUUAGGCGUGCCUAAUUCUUAUAGGGAAA